AUGGUGGUAAUAGAGCCAGGGAGAAAAGGCCGAAGGAGUUUACUUUUCCGAAAACUCACCAGUUUUUCAACUGCACCCAAGCCAACAUUUGUGUUGCAAUUGAGUGAGAAUUUCACUCUAUUUUGUAGCCAGUUUUUCAACUGCACUCAGAGGCAAAUUGAGACUGAAUUUGAAAUCGAUAUAAAUCGAUCGAUUAUAGAAGAAGAAGAAACUAAUUGUUUUGGAGAUGAAUUCGUACCAAUAUUCAACAAUCCAGACAAUGCAGAUGAAGCAAUCGAUAAUGUAGAUGAAGCAAUUGAGAAUGCAGAAGACGCAAUUCACAAUGCAGAAAAUCAAUUACCCUAUUUAUGCUCAAAUGUUACACUCAGAUUGUAUGCUGAAAAUUCAGAUUAUACAAAUCCAAUUGAUGCUUAUGGUUUAGAUCUUAAAGGAACAUUUGUUGGUGUGGUAAGAGAAACUUUUGAGGAAAUUUUGGAAUUGUAUGAAAAACAUGCUACUAUACUGGGGUUUUCAAUAAGAAAACAUACAACUAGAUUCAAACAACACACAAAAAUAGUAACUGAGAAAAACUAUGUGUGUUCUGCUGAGGGAAAGAGACAUUCAGGUCAGAAGAAAACAAAGUUAGUUGAAAUGGUUGAUGAAGAGGAUGUAAAUGUAAAAACAAGAAAGCCAAGACAAGUAUCCAUUACAAGAUCAAAUUGCAAGGCAUGCAUAAGAGCAAAAGUGAAUAAAGAAGGACAGUUUGAGGUGGUGGCUCAUGUUAUUCAGCAUAACCACGAGCUAACAAAGCCACAGUGGCAUUAUUUGCAUCGUUCUAAAAGAAAAAUGACAGAGGAAAAAGUUGUAACAAUCAAAACAAUGAAAUCUUCAGGUCUAACUACAAUGGACACUUACAAUUACAUGGCUACAGAGGCUGGAGGAGAACAGAAUAUAGGCCAUAGUGUUGUAGAUCACCUGAAUUUCUGCUCAAGGUUAAGAAUGGAACAAAUUGAGGCUGGAGAUGCUCAAACUUUAGUGAACAUUUUAAGUCAGGAACAAUCAGAGGAUCCAAACUUCUUUUUUAGAGUGAAGUUUGACAAAGAAGGAAGAAUUUGCAAUAUCUUUUGGAGAGAUUCAAUGAUGCUAGAAGACUAUAGGAUAUAUGGAGAUGUUCUUGUCUUUGAUACAACAUACAGAACCAACAGAUAUAAUCUUAUAUGUGCUCCAUUUGUUGGCAUAAAUAACCACUGGCAUAAUUGUAUGUUUGCUUGUGCUUUUAUUGGGGAUGAAAUGACAGAUUCAUUUGUGUGGUUACUACAAACCUUCUUCAAAGCUAUGGAGGAUAGAAAACCAACUUCAAUAUUCACUGACCAGGACCAAGCAAUGGCAAAUGCUAUACUGGAGGUGAUUCCUAAUACAAGACAUAGACUUUGUAUAUGGCAUUUGGAGCAAAAUGCCAUAACCAGAUUUGGAGCUCUUAAAAAAGACAAAGAAUUCAAAUUUGCAUUCAACCAGUGCUUAAAGAUGUGUGUGACAGAACAAGAAUUCGAAGCAAAGUGGCAAGCAAUGUUGCAAAAAUAUGAGUUGACAGAACACUCUUGGUACAAAAGAGUGUAUGAGUUGAAAGACAAAUGGUGUCCUGCCCUUUGUAGAGAUUUCUUUUCAGCAGGGAUCUUAUCGUCACAAAGGAGUGAAAGCACUAAUCAUGCCAUAGGAUUCAGAGCAAGUAAAGCAACUACUUUGACAGAAUUUUAUACCAUAUUUAAGAAGACAACUAAUCGUUGGAGAAGCACAGAGAAAUAUGAUGAGUUUACUUGUAGCAAGUCAAUAGCAUUCACUUCAUUGCCUCUAUCUGGAAUGCUAAAGCAUGCCGCACAGGUUUUCACUUUAUCACUCUUUAGAAAUUUUGAAGAGGAGUUUGGAUACUCUAUGGCAACAACUGUUCAGAUGUUAGGCAGUAAUGAAGAAUGCCUACUUUAUCAAGUAACACUAGAAGACAAGCCAUGGUUUGCACAUCAACAUCUGGAUGGUUAUGUUAUCAUUGCAUCAGAACAUUUGCAUUCAGUAACAAGAAUACCAGACAAGUAUGUUUCAAAAAGAUGGACUAAGUUUGCAAAAACAGAGGCAUGGGAUAGGUUGAAGAAUCAGGAUCCUAAACAGCAAUAUAUUCCAUGGAGGCAAACAAUGAUGAGGAAAUACUACAAUCUAAUCUUAAAAAGUCAAGAAAAUGAAGAGACAAGAGCAUUUAUGGAAGAAAGCUUCAGAAAUAGUCUUAAAAUGGUGGAAGACUUACUUGCUAGUGCUGCUCAGAAAGAAAGUGCAGAAGCUGCUUCUAACAUUCCUGAUGUGGCAGACAACACUCAAAGCAAUACUGACGCUUCUUCAGCAUCGAGUACAAGCACAUGUGUACCAAUAAUUCUUGAUCCUAAAAGGGCUGUAACAAAAGGAAGAAGCAAGAGAGCAAAAGGAGGACUUGAAAAAAGCAAGAGAAAAAGAAAACCAGCACUGCCACCUCCAAAUUCAGAAUUUGGAUCAAAGACACCUAACUUACGACUCUUUUAA
Messenger RNA from Chenopodium quinoa (quinoa), 2541 nucleotides. RefSeq names its product protein FAR1-RELATED SEQUENCE 5-like. NCBI's taxonomy places the organism in Eukaryota, Viridiplantae, Streptophyta, Magnoliopsida, Caryophyllales, Amaranthaceae. The coding region runs from base 1 to 2541 and encodes 846 amino acids. Gene Ontology annotation, biological process: regulation of DNA-templated transcription. The record is from RefSeq and is a predicted model, not a curated record. The transcript is spliced from 8 exons.